Leptinotarsa decemlineata (Colorado potato beetle) is the source of this 2012-nucleotide messenger RNA. RefSeq names its product ATPase, class II, type 9B (gene Atp9b). Gene Ontology annotation, biological process: endocytosis; phospholipid translocation; retrograde vesicle-mediated transport, Golgi to endoplasmic reticulum. NCBI's taxonomy places the organism in Eukaryota, Metazoa, Arthropoda, Insecta, Coleoptera, Chrysomelidae. Gene Ontology annotation, cellular component: endosome; plasma membrane; trans-Golgi network. The record is from RefSeq and is a predicted model, not a curated record. Gene Ontology annotation, molecular function: magnesium ion binding; ATP hydrolysis activity; ATPase-coupled intramembrane lipid carrier activity.
UUGUUUUCUUCAAGAAAUAUAUUAGAAAACCUCCUUAUCAUUUCUUUCCAGCUUGAGAGUGAAUUUGGAUAUGGGCAAGUCUUUUUACUCCUGGUCUAUAGGAAAAGACCCAGCCAUGAAAGGUACUACCGUAAGAUGUACCACAAUACCUGAAGAACUUGGUAGAAUUUCCUACCUGCUUUCUGACAAAACUGGAACUCUUACUCAGAAUUCGAUGAUAUUGAAGAGAUUGCAUCUGGGUACAGUCAGUUAUGCUGCUGAUAGUUUUGAUGAAGUGGGUUUGGUAUUGAAGAAUUCUUUCUCUCCUUCUGAAAACAUCAAGAUGGCAUCGGAAAAGUUCAGGCGUUCAGAAAAUACAAGAAUCAGAGAUGCUGUACAAGCCCUAGCACUCUGCCAUAAUGUGACUCCAGUUUAUGAGGGGUCGGGGAAAGGAGAUACAGAUUCAGUAUCUUUUGCUUCUGAAACGGAAGCAGACCAACACUUGCAGGUAUCAGACAAAGAUGUGAUGUAUCAGGCUUCCAGUCCAGAUGAGGUUGCCCUCGUGCAGUGGACGCAAGAGGUGGGUUUGGCCCUCAGCCACAGAGAUUUGUCUUCCAUGCAACUAAGAGGGCCUGACGGCAGGCUGUUGAAUUACGCUAUACUGCAAAUAUUUCCAUUCACCAGUGAAACUAAACGGAUGGGAAUCAUUGUUAAGGAUUUGCACACUGGAGAGAUAUUUUUUUAUUUGAAAGGAGCAGAUGUCGUUAUGUGCGCAAUCGUUCAGUACACGGAUUGGUUGGAAGAGGAAGUUGGUAAUAUGGCAAGAGAUGGUUUGAGAACUCUAGUGGUAGCGAAGAAGAAUCUAACAGAGGAGCAAUAUUUUGAUUUCGAAGCUCGCUACAAUGCUGCUCGAUUGUCUACAACCGACAGGGUUGCUAGAGUGGCCCAAGUCGUGGAAUCUUUGGAAAGGGAAAUGGAGCUGCUGUGUAUAACGGGUGUAGAGGACAAACUCCAAGAUAACGUCAGACCUACUUUGGAACUGCUUAGAAAUGCUGGAAUUAAAAUUUGGAUGUUGACGGGUGAUAAACUAGAAACUGCUACAUGCAUAGCUAAAAGUUCCAGAUUAGUAUCACGAACUCAAGGUACAACUCAUACAAAAACACACCGGGAAAAGGACGGCAGCCGUCGGCGACGGAGGCAAUGACGUCAGCAUGAUCCAGCAGGCCGACGCCGGCAUUGGUAUCGAAGGUCGCGAGGGGAAGCAAGCGAGUUUGGCCGGAGACUUCAGUAUCCCACAGUUCUCUCACCUGUCCAGACUACUGCUGGUACACGGCAGGAAGUCGUAUAAGAGGUCUGCGUCUUUGGCACAGUUCGUCAUCCACAGGGGCUUGAUCAUAUCCACAAUGCAGGCUGUGUUCAGCAGCGUUUUCUAUUUGAGUUCAGUGGCGCUCUACCAGGGCUUUCUGAUGGUGGGAUACGCCACUGUGUAUACCAUGUUUCCAGUUUUCAGUUUGGUUCUUGACCAAGAUGUCAGUCCUGAAAUAGCUCUCACCUAUCCAGAAUUGUAUAAGGAAAUGGCAAAGGGUCGGAGCUUAUCAUUCAAAACCUUUUUUAUGUGGGUUUUGAUAAGUAUUUAUCAAGGGGGAGUGAUAAUGUAUGGAGCCCUGCUGCUAUUUGAAGACGAAUUUAUUCACAUCGUAGCCAUAAGUUUCACCUCCUUAAUUCUGACAGAACUGAUCAUGGUGGCCUUGAACAUUAGGACGUGGCACUACUUGAUGGUCCUGGCUGAACUGUUUUCACUGUGUCUUUACGUUUUGUCUCUUAUUGUUCUGCAUGACUAUUUCGAUUCCGAAUUCAUCAGAACGAGGGACUUUUUCUGGAAGGUCUUGGUGAUUACGUUGGUUUCCUGUUUGCCGCUUUAUAUCCUGAAGUUCUUGCGGAANUACGCCGUUGUAUUUGAACUGACAGCAAAAAUGUCACCAGUAGAACCUUUGCUUAUUUCGAUUAAAUUGAAUAAUUCACUGAGGUAUUAG